This is a messenger RNA of Gordionus sp. m RMFG-2023, 2578 nucleotides long. Its product is annotated as F-box/LRR-repeat protein 2-like. Lineage: Eukaryota; Metazoa; Nematomorpha; Gordioida; Chordodea; Parachordodidae. The transcript has 15 exons. The record is from RefSeq and is a predicted model, not a curated record. Gene Ontology annotation, molecular function: protein binding. Gene Ontology annotation, biological process: SCF-dependent proteasomal ubiquitin-dependent protein catabolic process. The coding region runs from base 125 to 1429 and encodes 434 amino acids. Gene Ontology annotation, cellular component: SCF ubiquitin ligase complex.
UCAACUAUCUGAUAUCGAUCAUAUGAUUUUGUUAUUUUUCAUAUAAUUGAAUGAAAAUUUCUUUGUCUUACUGCAAUAUGAAACCUUAGAUCUGAUUAUGUAUUGAUUGCAUUUAAAUAAGUGCAUGAAUCAUUUUUCGCGAAACAAAAUUGAUUUUGCGAAAUUUAUUCAUUCGGACGAAGCUGAGAUCAACAAACAGUUACCCAGGGAACUCUUGUUGAGAAUAUUUUCUUACCUAGAUGUCGUUUCCCUCUGUCGAUGUGCUCGAAUUUCGAAGGCAUGGAAUAUCUUAGCACUAGAUGGCAGUAAUUGGCAGAGGGUGGAUCUGUUCGAUUUCCAAACCGAUGUGGAUGGCAACGUGGUGGAAAAUAUAUCCAGGAGGUGUGGCGGUUUUCUGAAAUACCUGAGUCUUAGGGGAUGUCAAAGCAUUUCCGAUCCUGCUUUAAAAACAUUCUCGGAACAGUGCAAUAAUAUCGAAGAACUCAUCCUCAAUGGGUGCAAGAAAAUUACCGACGAAACGUGCAAAAGUUUGAGCCAGAAUUGUCCGAAGCUCAAGGUUUUGGAUAUAGGUUCUUGCUCUCAGAUGACGGACAUUUCGCUCAAAGCCAUCAGUGACAAAUGUUUCACCCUCUUACACAUAAACAUAUCCUGGUGCGAUCAAUACACCGAAAAUGGUAUCCAAGCGCUCGUUAAUGGCUGCCCCGGCAUCAAGGUCUUUAUAUGCAAGGGCUGUUCCCAGUUAGGGAACUCGGCCAUAGCGCAUAUCGGACGUCACUGCCUGAAUCUACAAACCUUGAACCUCAACAACUGCAUAAACAUAACAGACGAAUCAGUUGCCACAAUAUCAGAAGGCUGCAAACAAAUUCAGCACUUGUGCCUCUCGGGCUGUUCUCUACUGACGGAUUCCUCUCUCAUUUCUUUGGGAACCAACUGUCACCAUUUAAAAACCUUAGAAGUGUCGAGCUGCGUUUUAUUGACCGAUAACGGAUUCCAGAAUCUUCUGAGAAAUAGCCAUGAGCUCGAGAAAAUGGAUUUGGAAGAAUGCGUUCUGGUCACGGAUCACACUCUACAAUUCAUAUCCAUGCAUUGCCCCAAAUUACAGAAACUAAACCUUUCCCAUUGCGAGUUGAUAACGGACGAGGGCAUAAAACAUCUGACCACGGAACCGCGAUUUCAAGAACUCGUAAACGCCCUGGAGCUCGAUAAUUGUCCGCUAAUAACGGACACCUCUCUGGAUAGGUUGGUCCAUUGCGUCGCUCUCAGACGUUUAGAGCUGUACGAUUGCCAGUUGGUGACCCGAGCUGGCAUUCGUAGACUCAAAGCCAGACUACCCAACAUCAAAAUUCACGCGUAUUUCGCUCCGCUCACGCCCCCAACAUCGUCCCCUCCUACACGACAAGGCUAUUGCAGAUGCUGUAACAUCAUAUAACACAAAAAACAAGAAUCGAAAAUAAAAUAAAAAUUGUAUUAUGCCAAUUAUUCGGACCAAAUUAUAUACUCCUCCUGAAUAACCCAAACCGGAAAGAUUCCCCUUCCUAGAGGCGCAGACGAUUAUAUAUAGCAUUUUUUAAAAAAUCCUUUAAUAAAUAUACCGUCGUAUAUAUGCAAUACGAAGAAACGAUAUUCUUUCGAAAAUUAAAACUUAUAUUUAUUAUUAUAAUUAGUAUUUUUUUGAAAUAUCAAAAUGAUUUGAUAAGACAACAAGUCAUUUAUUAACAUUCGCUCAGUAACCCCCUUCCCUAUUAUAUAUAGGAAUAUGUUUUUUUUAUACAAUAAUAUUGCAUUUCUUACCAGAUUUUUUUUUUGGUUUAUUUUUUUAAAGGAAAAAUAAUUACUCUAGAAACAAAUGAAUGAAUGGAUAAAUUGAUAUUUAUUUUUUUAAAUUUAAUUGAUGUUUUUCAUCAUUAUUAUUAUCAGCUUUCAAAUAUUUUUUUACUUCAUUUAACCUUUGGCAACUCCCAAUUCUCGAUACAAUUAGAAAUCAUUUGAAUUAUGAUUUUUUUUUUUAAAAAAAGAAAGAUAUACAGAAUUUUUUUGUAGGAAACCCCAUGACUCUUAUUGUGAUGGAACAAGUUAUCAUUCAAGAUGACACACUUCCUUCUUGUGUAAAUAUGAAAUACAAAUUUCUUUUUUUUAAGAUAUCUUUUUAUAAUUACAGGAAUCAAAAAAAAUCUUCUUCAUGAUCCUAACCCCAUUCAAAUUAAUUUUAACAUCCCUCGACAAAUAUUGCAGAUAGAAAUCCUGAAAUCCCUAUUUCCCAAUCUCAUAGGAUUUUCCAUCCUAUGUUUAUCAUUCUUUUAACGUAUUUUUUUCUUAUUUUUUUUUUGCAAUUAGGAAUUUAUUUUAUUUUUUUUAAAAAGAAAGUUUCAUAUUUUUAUUUUAUUUUUGUCAACUUUUAUGCAAUUAUAUAAAUUAUUUAUUGUUAUUUAUUGUUGUUUGAAGAACAUACCAUUCAAAUACUAUAUAUUAUUUUUAAUAUAUUCCGAACAUUAUAUUUUUUUAAUGUUUUUUUAUAUACAUACAUAUAUAAUAUAUUUAAUAUAUAACUUUAUAUAAUUUUAAAAAUAAUAAUACAUUA